CACGUAUUGUCAUUGCUAUACACUCCUCCUUCAAGGUCAGUCAAAAUCACUACUGUGGUGCUUGCCUGUUUCCAGCGUCUAGCUCGACUUCACUGAGCCGCUCCUUAAGGCGCCUGAGGCACGUUACCGACUCGAGCGACCCAACGACUUCUCUAGCGGCUCUUGAUCACUUUAGAAAUACUGGGUGGAGGAAUUCGCUGCAAGCCACCGCGCUACGCGCGCGGCUAGACUCGCGGUCGAGAUUUUGCGCAGGCUGGCACUCCCCGAGGGACCGGUUCCUCGGGGAGAGUCUCGCCCCUCUGUGUUCGCAGACACGUCAUUUCCACCACCCGAUGGUAGCCUCACAAGCUAGAGUCAGAGUCGAGCAACGAAUUAGAUCGUGCAGAUCGCGAUUCGUGGCUACACAGCGUUUCGGAUCAGAGUUCAGCUUCGAUGCAACGAAGCACAAGGGGCAUUGCAUUCUGCUCGAAGGUGGCGAGCGAGUGGGGAAGGGAUGGCAAGCUUGCUGGAGCUACCUCUGGAGCUGUUUGAAGCCCUCAUCUCCCUCCUCCUGUCUUUGGGUCGACUUUGCGAUGCUGCCAAGUUGACUCAAACGUGCAGGGCUCUGCGCUUCACCGACUCAUCAAGACGAGUCAGCUAUCUCCGAGCACGUACUCGUCUCUGCUUGUCCGUCGACGAGGCUGCCGAGACGCAUUUACAACAUGCGACCAGAGCUCUCUUGAGCUCCAGCUGGCCCCACGCGGUUCCCGAAUCAGGCGAUGCAGCACUGCUUGGUCCUUCCUCCUCCAGGUACGAAGGCACACCGCAUGGAGCCAGACCCAGAGGAACACCUUUGCUGCGCAGGGACAAGGUGUACGAUCUUUCCAUGGACGGAAGUCUACUGCUUGCUCAGCAGCUCGCCCCACGUAUCGCGAGGGAUGACGACGAGAUCUGUGCACCGCCCUCCGAGGAGCGUGUGGAGAGCAUCACCGGCAUACAUCUACCUUCGCCCGCCAGUGCUUAUUCGGUCGAUGCGAAGGCCGACAUGGCAGUCACCGUCUCUGUGCGGAGGAGAGGUACCGAUGUUGAGGGAAACGUAUUGAGGCAGAUUCGUGUGAACGCCAUCGAGCUAAGGAGCGGCCGUUUGUUAAAGUCGUUCAAUCAGGCGCCGAGCUUGUUCGAUCCCAGCGAGGUCAGGGUGGAGGUCCAUGGCUCUUCUGUGCUCUUGCGGCAAGGAAAUUUGGCUGAAGUUCGGCGACUCGCUUGGCAAGGGGAGGAUGAUUUUAACUCGGAGAUCAGGACUGCUUGGCCCCUCAUUUGGGCUCCAAAGGUCAUCUCUUCAAGUCAACGCCUCCUUUGCGCACACUUGCUCUCAGAUUCCGUUUUGAUGCUCAUCAGAUCCGCUCCGGCCACUAGCGAUCACGGUCUGGACUGGGGGAGCACAUUGGAAAUCUACAAUCUGCAUCAGAGUCAGCCCCUUGUUGCGGAGAUUCGUCUGCCCAUCCGGGCCAGACCUGUGCCUGGCUUGAGCUACAUCAAGUGCGGAGCUUCGAUCGGCGACAAGUCGAAUCUGCGAGGCCAGAGGCGAAACGCACUGAUGCUCAUCUGCGUAGAAGGCAUGAUCUGGCAAGCCGAGCUCGAGUCCUUCUUGGAUCUGAUCUAUCCUGGCACAGCUUUGGCCCUCUACACACCUGGCCAGCCGACCUACCCGAUCCUAGAUGCCUCGUGGGUCAAGGCCAACAUGUCGCGAUUCUCGCUUUGUAUCAGCGAGGGUGCGCCCGUCGCAGAGACCAGCGCCUCGGGAUUCCGCAUGGUAGCGAUCUGGCGGACAGCUCGUCAGACGGCAGGUUACAUUCGAUUCGUCGAUCUCACACCUCCACAGGCAGCCGCCGAUAGCGAAAGCAGAUCUUCGAGGCGCGAAGAGAUCAUGACUCGAGGUGGUGGCAAAGAGGUGGCCAUCUUCAGGACAUGGUGGGCGGAGAAGGAACGGCCUUUCAUCUACUACGACCACGCUUUCGAGGACUAUCUACCAGACCAGAAUGUGCAGCACACGUCUGUCAUGUUGGAUGGUGCAAGAUUGCUGCUGAGCUCUGCACGAGCUGUCGCGACGCCUUCCAGAUCUGACGGCAUUGCUGAUGUGACGCUCGGCGAACAUUUGGUGGAGGCAGCCGAGUCCACUGUGGAAGCCGUGGUCGAGUCCGCAUCUCGAAACGAGGAGGCUUGGGAGGUCAAUGCAAUGGACGGAGGGCGUGCCGGCACACUGCCUUUCGCUGCAGUCUGGCUGAUCUGACAUGAGCUUGUCCUGUAUCACUGAAUUUAUGUUUAUGCAGUCCUUGACUU
This is a messenger RNA of Ceraceosorus guamensis, 2319 nucleotides long. RefSeq lists its product as hypothetical. The transcript has 2 exons. Lineage: Eukaryota; Fungi; Basidiomycota; Exobasidiomycetes; Ceraceosorales; Ceraceosoraceae. Bases 494 to 2269 code for a protein of 591 amino acids. The record is from RefSeq and is a predicted model, not a curated record.